CCAUGGCCGGAUCCGGCGCGUGGAAGCGCCUCAAAUCUCUGCUGAGGAAGGACGACGCGCCGCUGUUUCUAAAUGACACCAGCGCCUUUGACUUCUCGGACGAGGCGGGGGACGAGGGGCUUCCCCGGUUUAACAAACUUCGGGUGGUGGUGGCCGACGAUGGUUCCGAAACCCCGGAGAGGCCUGUUAACGGAGCGCACCCGGCGCUCCAGGCCGACGACGAUUCCCUGCUGGACCAGGACCUGCCUUUGACCAACAGCCAGCUGAGCCUGAAGGUGGACCCGUGUGACACCUGCAGCAGACGCAGGGAGCUGCUGAAGCAGAGAAAGGUGAAGACCAGGUUGACCAUUGCCGCCGUUCUGUACUUGCUCUUCAUGAUUGGAGAGCUCGUAGGUGGAUACAUUGCAAAUAGCCUAGCAGUCAUGACAGAUGCACUUCAUAUGUUAACUGACUUAAGUGCUAUCAUACUGACCCUGCUUGCUUUGUGGCUGUCUUCAAAAUCACCAACCAAAAGAUUCACCUUUGGAUUUCAUCGCUUAGAGGUUUUGUCAGCUAUGAUUAGUGUGCUGUUGGUGUAUAUACUUAUGGCAUUUCUCCUAUACGAAGCUGUCCAAAGAACUAUCCAUAUGAACUAUGAAAUAAAUGGAGAUAUAAUGCUCAUUACCGCAGCUGUUGGAGUUGCAGUCAAUGUAAUAAUGGGGUUUCUGUUGAACCAAUCUGGUCACCAUCACGCCCAUUCCCACUCCCUGCCUUCAAAUUCUCCUACCACAGGUCCUGGGUAUGGGCACAACCAUGGGCAGGAUAGCUUGGCAGUGAGAGCUGCGUUUGUACACGCUUUGGGGGAUUUGGUACAAAGUGUCGGUGUGCUAAUAGCUGCCUACAUCAUACGAUUCAAGCCAGAAUACAAGAUUGCUGAUCCCAUCUGUACAUAUGUCUUUUCAUUACUUGUGGCUUUUACAACAUUUCGCAUUAUAUGGGACACAGUAGUUAUAAUACUAGAAGGUGUACCAAGGCAUUUGCACGUUGACUAUAUCAAAGAAGCCUUGAUGAAAAUAGAAGAUGUCCAUUCAGUGGAAGAUUUAAAUGUCUGGUCUCUUACUUCAGGAAAGCCCAUGGCCAUUGCACACAUACAGCUAAUUCCUGGAAGUUCAUCUCAAUGGGAGGAGGUACAAUCCAAAGCCAGGCAUUUGUUGUUGAACACAUUUGGCAUGUAUAAAUGUACUAUUCAGCUUCAGAGUUACCGGCAAGACGUGGACAGAACUUGUGCAAACUGCCAGAAUGCCAGCUCCUAACUGAAGAUGUCUGGGGGACUACUGCCUUAUUUACCCUGCAGUCACAGACUUGAGAGCAAUAAAUGCACUUGAAUGGGAGAAUGGAAUUCCUGAGAGCCGUGCCCGGGCACUGGCCUCGCAGUCAGCCUGAGAGUGCUAGUUUCUGUCGAAUGGUAAAGUGAGACUUCACCAUGAUUUUCAGAUGAAGAUGUUUCCAAAACACUGUUUACAGAAUGAGACGUGACUCUACAGAUACCUCAGAGAAGACAAUCGAAGACCGUACUUCACAAUCACAGCAGAGCAUGUGUCAUAAAGGAAGCAUCAAGAGUUCUGUAUUUGCAUUUAAAAAUCCUUUUUAAAGCCCAUUUCUAUCAAGCCAGUGCUGGAAAACUGAUUUUUUUAAUCUAAUCUUGAUACCCAGCUUCUGGAAUUUGACACCCAGCUCUCUGUUUUUACAGAAAUUAUUUCUCAGCAGAUUUCAGAAAGUACUAGUAAUUAUCCAGAGUGGAAUAAGCAUGUAUUCCUAAAUGUUUCAGAAAUGUUUUAUUUCACAAGUAAGUCUUAUUGGUAUUAUUAUACUUUAUAAACAAAAUUUUCCAGAUAUUAGAGGGUUUUGAAUCUCAAUUUUUGGUUAUUUGUAAUCUUAUCAGAACCAAAUCUUUACGUAUUGUGGUCACUGUCAUUAAAUUGCUUAGGAAAUAUUUUCAGUUUAUUCUGAAUGGCAGAAGUUAAUCUUAAACUGGAAUUACUAUAUGAUAAUUUGAACAAAUAUAGAAGCAAGGAUGGGGUGUGGAGUUUCAGAUUUAAGUCUUUCUGAAAUCACUUUUAUUGUCCAUGGAAUUUAUCUUUGCUUACGAACAGCAAGCGACGCAAAAUGCAAACAAUGAUGCUCUGUCCUUUUAGAAAUUGCCUUAUGUUUUGUACAGAAAGUUUGCUUGGUACCUUGCUUCCUGCCUCCAUACCAGGUCAUCUGCUUGUGCCUUUCAGGGUAGAGCUCUAGAGGGCCAAGGUUCAGUUUUAAUACCCAUCGCUCCCUACAUUUCUCCAGAGAGAAUUUCUGUAUGAUGAUAUGGAUUAGGAAUCCUCCACAGGCUCCAGAAACCCUAAGAUAUAAUUUUGAGGUUUUCCAAUAAUACCAUAGCAGAAAUGCUAAAAGGGAUUGGGGGAAGACAUGAUUUUCAGAAGACAAAAAUUUUAAGGGUUUUGGAGUGUGUGUGUGUGUGUGUGUGUGUGUGUGUGUUAAAGCACUGGAAUAGGAUGGACAUUAAAUCUGUGUGGUAGGGAAGUUAAACAUAAAAGUUUCCAAACAGAAGGCAACCUAACUGGUAACAGUUGUAUUAAAGAGGCAACUGUGAAUAUUCCUGUCAACUGUUGGUUUUGAGAUUAUAUUUAGUGCACAUUAGGGAGUCCAUUUUCAGCAGAGAAUCGGGAUAAAGUAUCAUGUACCAGACAGGCUGUGAGAUGAAAUCCUAGAUAGGCAGGCCAAUGACUUAAAAUGUAAGUGAAGAAUAUGAAACAGAUUUCAUCUUUCUGCCAAGGACCUCACUAUAAGUAAACCUAAGGUAAAACCUGGAUUCACCUAAAAGAUUGUUAAGAGUCAAUGGUGUCCAACAAAAGUUUCAGUGAGUGUUAAUGGUACCUAAUAAAGCCCAGCAUUUGUUGAAUCGAAUUGAAAAUUUUAUGGGAUUCUUACUGUGAAUCCAUUUAAAAUAAUGAUUUUAAUUUUUCAAAAAUUUUAGGAACAUAAAAUAAAAAAAAAUACUCUUUUAUUAUAUAAUGUCCUGUAUUUCAAAAAAUACUCUUAAAUGUAGAAGGCAAAUGAGAAUAAACGAGAGGCAUGUCAGUGCACAUCUGGGCAUUUAUGACUUUGGGCACCUAGCAGAGAAAGGAAGAGAAUGUGCCUGUGCUAAUAGGUUUCUCCACAUUUGCAGCUGUUCCCAUAUCUACUGAGCUCGUUUCUUGUAAACUUUCUUUUAUCUUAAAUAGAUUUAUCUAACUUUUCACAUCGACCUGUUCCUUGAAAAGUUAUUGAGUAAAACAGUCUGAAAUCCACUUGAGGAUUGAAAAGGAUCCUUUUGUAUAAUGGAGAAACACUGACAGCUUUUGUAAAUCUUAAUUAUUAUGUUCUGUUUAAAAUUAGGUACACAUGAAGUUUUCUGUGCUUUGUUGUUUUGUGUGUUUUUUUGCAGCAACUACAGAUUUUAUGCUUGUAUUUUACUGGAUCUGUGAGAUUUGAUAAUUGAUAGAUUUAACUCUCUGUAACUUGACAAAACCCAUAGAGAAGGAAUGUGAACUUAGCAGAUGGGAGCAGGGGCUGCACAGCGUCUGACAGAGACACAGAGAAAGAGCCAUCCAUUGUCCUAUGAAAAGCACAGCUGAGCCUGGAUUAACACCUACCAUUGUUCACUUUGCACUGGGAAAACAUCAUAACAAAAACUGGGCAGUUCUUCAGUGCGAUGUGUUUUCAUUAACAUUUGCAAAUAAUCAAAGUUGUGUACAUAAACCUGUGUUUCACAAGUUUGGCCAGACUUGCCUUUUGAUUUAUCUUAGGAAAAGGCCUAUUGUUUCGUUGAUGACUGUACUGCCUUAGAAAUACACCGUGGGGAAUGCAGUUGAAUAAGCAUAUUUCAGAGAGCUUAUUGAAAUAUGCUUUCAAUAAGCAUAUUUGCAGAACCGAAAUGACGUCAUUCCCACAUGCAUUUUCCAUUAGCUCUGCCUGUGGAGCAUGAGCCCAGAUUUUCACACCUGUGGCUCCCGUCAGUAUUAUUUGCCAGUUCACUGGAUUUCUUAUCUUUCUGUUUCUUUUUCAACUCUGGAUGCCAUAUUUCCAUUUCUGAACCGAAGUUUCCUGCUCUUAGGAGUCUCAGUGUUCUAGUUCUGUCUCUUGAACCCAGAGGUCCUCACUGACAGUGUUUAUCUUUGGUAGAAUUUUCCCAGAAUAAACAGACAUCAGCUUCCCUUUCUUUUUAAUGUGAGGGAAAAAAAUCUUUCAGAAACAAAGCACCAUUUUAAAGAUGCUUCAGGGUGGGAAAAACCAUUCUUCCAACAGCUGAUUGUUCUGAUUCAGAAUCUCUGCACACAGAAUGCGGGCGGGAGAAACAGAGCCACUGCAGACAUGAGUGAAGGUCAUCGCUAAUGAGAUGCCGCCUGUGCUGCUUGAACUCCCACACCCACUCCUGUGGAAGGGAGACUCGCUCACCUCUGAAACAAGCACCGUCGGCUAAAUUUAUUUUCUUUUUAUGCAUUUAUGUUCAUUGUUUCGUCAUAAGGAAUAAGGUGUUCUUAGAGAAACUGAGCCCCUUUAGUACAAGGUUUUAGGCAAUUUUUCUGUUGACUGUACUUUUCAUACAGUAAGUUUAAAGUUACAGACUAUCUUCCUAAGUGUAAGAUCAGUUCAUUUGGUUCAGUUUGUCUUUGAACCACGCUUCGCUCAUGAGCCAUCUGGGUAAUAGUCACAAAUGAAGUGACAUUUUGCUACGCUGUGUUGAGGGGAGCAAGUCUGAUCUCCAAGUAACUGAUGAAGCUUAAUAUCUUUCUAACCAAAAUGCCUAACCGCAGAUCUGUUAUGUGAAUCGCCAGGCAGGGCUUGAGACUUGUUUCACAGAUUACCAGGCAGGGACAUCAUUUGUGGUGGUGGUGGGAGCACAGAAGUUGGAGGGGAUAACUUGUGGGAGCUCCUCAGCAUUGCAUUGUGUGUGUGCGUUCGGCCAGCCUGUCAUCGAGUUCUGGCUGCAAAGGGGUUAACCUGUUCUAGUUAUACUGUGAGGACCAACAAACAGUUUCUUAUAUUCAGUAAGAUUGGAAAACAUUUAUGGGGACUUUCUCUGAUAGUGUCAGUUUAAAUACUGCAAUUACUUGUUUUCUGAAAUAAUUACAACAGAAAACUGGGAUGUGCCAGUAUGUCUGCUUUGCACCUGGAAGUUACUGUACAUCUGGAAGGUUUGUGCUUCUCUAAAUAGAUGUUGCGGAGUAAGCCAUGUCACAGUGAAACAAGGAGUAGAUACUUUUCCACAUACCCCUUCAGAAACCAGUAUUUUGCAAAUGAUUGAUUUUAGGAAGAUUUGGAAGCUGGUGUUUGUCCAUGUAAUUUAAAAUCAAAGUAUAGUAUAUGUACUGUAUUUACAAUUUAUAUUGUAAUUUCCUAUGCCUUUAUUAAAUAAAGUAUUGUUUUGCCAUGUGGUUUAUUAAAAAUGAAAA
Myotis brandtii (Brandt's bat) is the source of this 5468-nucleotide messenger RNA. RefSeq names its product solute carrier family 30 (zinc transporter), member 4 (gene SLC30A4). NCBI's taxonomy places the organism in Eukaryota, Metazoa, Chordata, Mammalia, Chiroptera, Vespertilionidae. The record is from RefSeq and is a predicted model, not a curated record. Gene Ontology annotation, molecular function: zinc ion transmembrane transporter activity. Bases 3 to 1292 code for a protein of 429 amino acids. Gene Ontology annotation, cellular component: plasma membrane. Gene Ontology annotation, biological process: response to zinc ion; zinc ion transmembrane transport. The transcript has 7 exons.